Sclerotinia sclerotiorum 1980 UF-70 is the source of this 2733-nucleotide messenger RNA. RefSeq names its product chitin synthase 2. Gene Ontology annotation, cellular component: cell septum; cell periphery. The coding region runs from base 1 to 2733 and encodes 910 amino acids. The transcript has 4 exons. Gene Ontology annotation, molecular function: chitin synthase activity. The record is from RefSeq and is a predicted model, not a curated record. NCBI's taxonomy places the organism in Eukaryota, Fungi, Ascomycota, Leotiomycetes, Helotiales, Sclerotiniaceae.
AUGGCUUACUCUGGCAACGGAGGCUAUGAUGAGCAUAAGCUCCAAGAUCUUCCACCCGGGGGUAGUUAUCAUCAUCCUCAAGAUGAAGAGGAAGGAGCUUUACCUUUACUCGAUUCUGGUGGACAUGGCGGCCCAUUCAAUAGUCCUUACGAUUCGCACGCUCAGGGAGGUCUGCGGGCGAAUACUCCUCCUGUUAGACCUGUUUCCGCCUACAGUCUUACGGAAACGUAUGCGAACGACCCACAGCCAUACAGCAGCGAUUAUAGUUCCUCCCACACAUACAAUGAGCAAUUAGAAGAUAACCCAUACCCACGAACUAAUUCACCAUUGUCCCGAGCCGAGACUUCUUCCACGGAGGCAUGGAGACAACGACAAGCUCCUCAAGCUGGUGGACUCAAACGUUACGCUACAAGAAAGGUCAAGCUUGUACAGGGAAGCGUCUUGAGCGUCGACCAUCCAGUACCCAGUGCCAUCAAAAAUGCUAUCCAGCAAAAAUACCGAAAUGACUUAGAGGGUGGCAGCGAAGAAUUCACACAUAUGCGUUAUACCGCUGCAACUUGCGAUCCUGACGAGUUUACACUGAAGAACGGUUACAAUCUAAGACCUGCAAUGUACAAUCGUCAUACUGAGUUGCUCAUCGCCGUCACUUACUAUAACGAAGACAAGCAGUUGACCGCCCGUACCCUUCACGGUGUUAUGCAAAACAUCCGCGAUAUCGUCAAUCUCAAAAAAUCUGAUUUCUGGAAUGUCGGUGGACCAGCAUGGCAAAAGAUCGUCGUCUGCCUCGUCUUCGAUGGUAUCGACCCUUGCGACAAAGAUACGCUUGAUGUUCUUGCCACAAUUGGUAUCUACCAAGAUGGUGUCAUGAAGAAGGAUGUUGAUGGAAAGGAGACUGUUGCUCAUGUUUUUGAAUACACAACUCAACUUUCAGUUACUGCCAGUCAGCAACUUAUCCGCCCAACCGAAGGUGAUGCCAACUGUCUCCCGCCAGUGCAAAUGAUGUUUUGCUUGAAAGCAAAGAACACGAAAAAGAUCAAUUCUCAUAGAUGGUUGUUCAAUGCAUUUGGUCGCCUUCUCAAUCCUGAAGUCUGUAUUCUUCUCGAUGCUGGUACCAAGCCAGGUCCCAAGUCCUUGUUAUCGUUGUGGGAAGGUUUCUACAACGACAAAGAUCUUGGAGGUGCUUGUGGUGAGAUUCACGCAAUGUUGGGCAAGGGCGGAAAAAAGCUUCUCAAUCCCCUUGUUGCAGGUCAGAACUUCGAGUACAAGAUCAGUAAUAUUCUUGAUAAGCCGUUAGAAAGUUCUUUUGGAUAUGUCAGUGUGUUACCGGGAGCUUUCUCAGCAUAUCGAUUCCGAGCUAUCAUGGGACGACCCCUUGAGCAGUACUUCCACGGAGAUCACACUUUGUCUAAGAUUCUUGGAAAGAAGGGUAUCGAGGGAAUGAACAUUUUCAAAAAGAACAUGUUCUUGGCCGAGGACAGAAUUCUCUGUUUCGAACUUGUAGCUAAGGCCGGUAGCAAAUGGCAUUUGACCUAUAUCAAAGCAGCUAAAGGAGAGACUGAUGUACCCGAAGGAGCUGCUGAAUUUAUUGGUCAACGUAGAAGAUGGCUUAACGGUUCUUUUGCGGCAGGAAUGUAUUCCAUCAUGCAUUUCGGCAGAAUGUAUAAGAGUGGUCACAACCUUGUCCGCAUGUUCUUCUUGCACAUUCAAUUCUUAUACAACGUCUUCUCCAACUUCCUUAGUUGGUUCAUGUUGUCUUCUUUCUGGCUCACAACUACUGUUAUCAUGGAUCUUGUCGGUACUCCUACUCCCGCUUCGGACACAACUGCACUUCACCAUGGCUGGCCUUUCGGUGAUACUGCUACCCCAAUCAUCAACACAAUCUUGAAGUACCUCUACCUGGGAUUCCUGCUCGUUCAAUUUAUUCUAGCGCUUGGUAACAGACCUAAGGGAUCCAAAGUCACCUAUCUCGUAUCCUUUGUAGUUUUCGGUGUUAUUAACCUUUAUGUCCUUGUCUUAUCCAUGUAUCUGGUCGUUCGUGCUUUCUCGUCAGGAGAUAGUAUUGACACUAGUAACACAAAAGAUUUCUUCGAGAGUUUCUUUGGGAAUAGCUCGAGUUCUGGAGCUGGUAUCAUUAUUCUCGCUUUGGCUGCAACAUUUGGAUUGUACUUUGUUGCAUCCUUCAUGUACAUGGAUCCAUGGCACAUGUUCCAUUCCUUCGGACCAUACCUCUUGCUCAUGUCGUCUUACAUCAACAUUCUCAUGGUGUACGCUUUCAGUAAUUGGCAUGAUGUUUCUUGGGGUACCAAAGGAUCUGACAAGGCAGAAGCUCUGCCAUCCGCGAAAACUACGAAAGUUGAUGGUAAAGCGGCAGUUAUUGAAGAAAUCGACAGACCACAAGAGGAUAUUGACAGUCAAUUUGAGGCGACAGUCAAGCGUGCUCUUAGUCCAUUUGUUCCUGUAGUCGAAGAUGAGAGCAAGACUUUGGAGGAUUCUUACAAAUCUUUCAGAACGAAGCUUUUGAUCUCAUGGGUCUUUUCGAAUGCUUUAUUGGCUGUUGCCAUCACGAGUGACAGUGUUGACGGCUUUGGUUUCGGAGAUACUGCUUCAGUAAGAACUGCCAAGUUUUUCGAGGUUCUCCUUUACUCGACAGCUUUCUUGGCACUUAUUCGAUUCCUUGGAUGUUCUUACUUCUUGUUCAAAUCUGGAAUCAUGUGCUGCUUUAUGAGACGUUAG